This is a messenger RNA of Exaiptasia diaphana, 714 nucleotides long. RefSeq lists its product as uncharacterized. The coding region runs from base 105 to 554 and encodes 149 amino acids. The transcript has a single exon. Lineage: Eukaryota; Metazoa; Cnidaria; Anthozoa; Actiniaria; Aiptasiidae. The record is from RefSeq and is a predicted model, not a curated record.
ACUAUCGCACCACACCGGUCGACAACAAGUUACAAGCGCCUGCGAGACUGCUCAACCAGAGGGAAUACAGAACCCAGUUGCCAUCCAGUGGACGAAUCCAAAGAAUGAAAAGCAACGACGACGAUUUACUCCAACUGCAAAAGCGACAGGAAAUACAGCGUCAAAACUAUGCACAGAACAGAAGAGAGUUAGGCGGCUUGUCAACAGGGCAACCUGUCGCCGUCUACAAUCCAUCGUCAAAGACUUGGACCACGGCUGAGGUCAAAGAGAAAUUAGAUGAACCGCGGUCAUACACUGUGAAGACCUCGAAUGGGUCAGAGUUAAGACGGAAUCGUAUCCACAUAAAGMCCAUACCAACCAUACCAGAGAAACAGCCAGCGCAGGAGUACAUCCAGCCACAACCUCCUGUUUCUCAAACAACUGUUGACACUACAGACAGGUCUACUACUAUUAAAGAAGCAGGGACCACAGUUACAGCGACUAGGAGCGGGCGGAUUGUCAAGCCUCCUACCAAGCUGAGCUUGUUUGUUGGCUCACAACCUUUGAACUGUUGAACUUGUUAUUGAACUUAGUAGUCAAAAGUUUACUACUAACUCAUGUUUACAUURCUUUAUUGUUUUAGUAUGUCAUACUUGUAAAAAGGGGAGAUGUAAUACUAUAGGCUCCCUGUGUACAUGAUUAAGCAUGCGCAUUAAAGUAGGCUUAGAGCACACG